Molecule: messenger RNA, 4322 nt
Organism: Protobothrops mucrosquamatus (brown spotted pit viper)
Lineage: Eukaryota; Metazoa; Chordata; Lepidosauria; Squamata; Viperidae
Gene: CCDC171
Product: coiled-coil domain containing 171
Exons: 26
Coding region: 278-4258 (1326 amino acids)
Source: RefSeq, a predicted model, not a curated record
AAGUCAGUCUGAAGCUAGCAUGAAUGUCCGGGCUUUCCCGUUACUCUCUGGGUCCUAAAGCCCACCCAGAAAAAGCCCGGCGCCUUGCAGAUUGUCCAUAUCCGAUAGUUUGGUGAUCUCAUGAUUGCUGCUUUCAAAUACAGGCGCGGCAGACAGGUUUUAAUAUGAUUUCAAGAAGUGGGAAAACAAGUGAUGUUUGAAAUCUUGUGGUGCAAACAUAUUACAUAUGAAAAUAGCAUUGUUUGUUCAGAGAACAUAAAGCAGAAAAUUAGUUGUAAUGGAUUCUCAAGUGAAUUACUCAGUGUCUGAAAUGAAACGGAACUUUGCAAAGACAUUUCUCCACAAUCAUAGUGAAGCUGAUGUGGAAACAAAGGAAGAUCUGAGAAGAAAACUCCAUCAAGCCAAGAAAGAGAAACUUGACAUAACUGCUAAACAUAAUGCAGAGCUAUCAAACUACGAAAGCCAGAUUGCAAAACUGCGAGCGGAAGUUGAGAAGGGCGAAGCUGUCCGACAAAGCCUGGAGUAUGAAUUAGCCGUAGCAAGGAAAGAAGUUGGCAUAGAACGGUAUUCAUCAGAAGAAAAAUUGGGCGGAGCAAACAAACAAAUAGAACAGCUGCAAGAAACCAUCAGAGCUCUUCAGCAGAAAUUGAAUGAGGCGGAGAAAACAUUUCACUUCAAUAAGUGUCAAUGGGAUGAAAAACAGAGAAGAUUUAUCAAUGAGUUAUCAGAAAAGGAGCUGAUUAUUGGUACCUGCCAUGCUGAAUAUGAAACCCUUUUGAAGGAAAGGAUGAGAUUGGAUGAUAUUUUGAAGGAGACCUUGGAAUGCCAGAAGGAACAGAAGAACGUGAUAGAGUCAGAGAUCAUAAAAGUGGCAGAAGAAGAGUUUAGGUGUCAGGCAGAACACUGGGAAUCAGAAAGAAGCGAACUCCAAUUUUUGUUGCAGGAAAGCACCAGCACGGUGCAGAAUGUCCACAAAAAAGUGCAAGAGCUGGAAAGAGAACACUGUGGCUGUUCGGAAGCCUUGAAGCGACAGGCCAGCGAACUUCAGUUCGGCGUUGAGAGGGAGGCUCGACUUAGGAAAGAACUUGAGCUAGCUAUGGCCAGAGUAAAAAAACUGGAGGAAAACAUUGAGGCCGAGAGGGCGGCACAUCUGGAAUCCAAAUUUAAUUCUGAAAUAAUUCAGUUGCGGAUCCGAGACCUUGAAGGAGCUUUGCAAGUGGAGAAGGCCAGCCAAGCAGAAGCAGUUUCUGACUUGGAAAUGUUCAAAGGCAAAUUUAGAGAGGUGGAAAAUGCCUAUGAGAGAGAGAAGCGAAAUGCUCACGACAGCCUGGAAAAAUUCGACAUGUUAGAAAGGGAGUAUCUAGCUGCAAACAAACAUCUAAACGAAGAGAUAGAAGAAAAGAAGAAAGUAAUUAAAGACCUCUCUGAGACACUCCAGGAUAAUGAAAAAAGUUACAAAGAAUUACAGGCUGAACUUUUCCUGACCAGGAAACGCCAGGCCUUCCUAGCAGAGACAUGUGAAAACAAUGUGAGAGAGCUGGAGUCACUUCUGGACUGCUUUACUAUGUCAAGCCAGUGGACAGCAGGCAUUCACAAGGACAAAGAUAAACCUCCCAGCUUCACUCUUGUCCUUGAGACUUUGAGGUGUACCUUGACAGACUACCAGAACAAGCAGGAAGAGGCAUCUAAUGAGCUGGAGAAAAUGACAGUUCUUUCUGAGAAGAUGGCAAAAGAACUUGAGGCUUCCCAGCACCAGCUAAGAUCUCAAACUCAAGAACUUCAGGUAACACAUGACAGUCUCACUGGUACCAAGAAGGAGUUAAAUAAUCUGCAAACUAAGUGUGCAGACAGAGAAUCCUUAAUAGCUACAUUAAAAAUGGAACUACAAAACGUAUUGCAUUGCUUGGAGAAAGAGAAAGCGUGUUGUACAGAAUAUAAAAAUGAAAUUCAGAAGCUCACACAGGCUUAUGAGAAGGAUACAGAGGAGAAGCUAACUUUCCUCCAUACUUUGUACCAGCACUUGGUAGCAGGCUGCGUUCUUAUAAAGAAAUCAGAAGGCAUCCUGGAUAAAUUCUCCUGGUCAGAGCUUUGCACAGUCUUGCAAGAAAAUGUUGAUACCCUGAUCUUAGACCUCAACAAGGCUAAUGAGAAGGUAUCACACCUUGAAUAUGUUUGUAAAAACAAGUCAGAUACAAUGAAGGAGAUUCAACAGACCCAAGAAGACACUUUGAAGAAAUUUGCAGAACAGAUGAAAGCUCAAGAAAGCUGUUGGUUAAAGCAGAAGAACGACUUGGAACAGCAAUAUUCUGGACUCCUUGGGGAAGUUCAUACCAGGGCUCAGAAAUACCAAGACAUGGCAGAAAAAGCCAAAGACAAGUUCUCUGCUAUUGAAAAAGUCCAAGAGCAAUUGCUCCUUGAGAAUUCACACCUUAAAGCCUUGUUGACGCAGACACAGAAAGAACACAGAUCUCUGCUAGCAGCUUGCGCGCUGCUCGCUGGAGCACUCUAUCCCCUCUACGGUAGGUCCUGUGCCCUGUCGACCCAGAGGGAUGUUCUUCAGGAUCAGGUCAACACUUGUGACAUUUUCAAGCAAGAAAUCAGGACACUGGCCAGUGCAUUGUGUGAAACGGAGGAGAGGAAGCAAAGCAACAGCAAGGUGAAGAAGAAAAAGCAUUCCAGAAGCUGGAUACAUCUUUUCCGCAAAAGUGUUAUUGCAGUCCUGGCUGCCCACAGGCUUCAGAUUUUAGGCCAGUCAUGCAGCUCCCUUUUCUCCUGGGUAGAUGAUGUCAGAGAAGGCAUAGGAAUCCCUGUCUGCAUUGGAGAUUCCAAGGAUGUGCAUAAUCUGUCAAGACAACAAAAGGAGCAGAUUCGUUGCCUUCAAGCAUUCAGUUGGUUUACCAGUUGUGAACUUCUUACUGCAGUCCUUAGUUCUAUGGCUGAGCUACAAGAAGUAAUUAGCAAGGCAGAUAUGAAAUCCUGGCUUUCAGGACACUUGCUCACCAACGCAGCAAGAAAUUCAUUUUCAAGACUUAUGGAGAAACUUUGCACCGUGAUGGAAGUUACUCCAGUGGACAGCAGCCGGAGUAUGACUUAUGCAGAGAAAGACUCCUUGGUUCAAAGACUGGCUCGUGGGCUCCAUAAAAUAAACGCACAGACCCUCGAAGCACGCAUAACUGACAGGACCCCUGCUACGAAAACCAUAGCGUCCUUGCAGAAGCAGAUAUUUGAAUUUACACAAAGGCUGCACACAGCAGAGGUAGAACGGCGGUCAUUGCGCUUGGAGCUCACCGAAUUCAAACGGAAUUUGAAUGAGAUGAAGAAAGAGGCUGACAAAGCCCAUAGUUUGCAAGAGCAAUUAUAUGUGUUUAAGCAAUCUAAAUUGAUCACCCACGAGAGGUUUGAAAGUGCAUGUGAAGAACUAAAUAAUGCAUUACUCCGGGAGCAGCAGGCACAAAUGCUUUUGAAGGAACAGGCGCAGCAGCUCCAGGAGUUGCAAUUUAAACUGGAAUUGCAUUCUUCGGAAGAGGCAGACAAAAACCAAACUCUCAGUGAUGCUGUAAAGAGUCUCUCCGAGGCAAAGAUGGAGCUGAGGAGAAAAGAUCAAUCUCUGCGUCAGCUCAAUAGACAUCUUACCCAGCUGGAGCAGGACAAGCGUCGACUGGAACAGAGCAUCCAUGAUGCGGAGAGUGCCCUCCGCAUGGCAGCCAAAGACAAAGAAUUAAUUGUUAGUCAUAUGAAAUCAGUGGAAUCUAUCUUUCAAAAUGUCAGAGAUCAGAUCUCGCUGUCAUGGACUACAGCAAGCAGGAAUGACUUCGCCCUGCAGCUGCCUAAGCUGCACCUGGAGACUUUUGCAAUGGAAGGGCUGAAAGGCGGGCUAGAGGUUAUAGCAUUCCAGGCAAUGAUUAUAGGUUUCAUAGAUGUCUAUCAGUUUGCAUGCUCCAGAGUCUCUGCAUUAGAACGAGAAAUAACAUCCCAUCGACAUCACAUUGCAACUCUGAAAUCAGAACUUCAAACUGCUUGUCUUCGUGAAAAUGAAAGCUUACACUCAGAUUCACGAAACGCUUCAAGCAUCCUUACUGUGUCAAGCUCUUUACCCCAGCUAGAUCAAGGCUGUCUUCCUGGAUUUUUGCCACUAAAGUCCGACUCAGAUUAUGAUCUGCCUUUUACCUUGGCACAUAAUAGACCUCCAAUCUCAUCAUCCUUUCCUUCAAACCUACAUGUCAUGUCUGCCAAAAGAGCAAUGCCAAAUGGAUGUUAGAAUCUAGUCAUUUUGUAAGCAGCUGAAAGAGAAUUAAUUAAAGUCCGAUUUUAUUAGGAUGUUC